This is a messenger RNA of Castor canadensis (American beaver), 3390 nucleotides long. RefSeq names its product sphingomyelin phosphodiesterase 4 (gene Smpd4). The record is from RefSeq and is a predicted model, not a curated record. Gene Ontology annotation, molecular function: sphingomyelin phosphodiesterase D activity. Gene Ontology annotation, biological process: ceramide biosynthetic process; glycerophospholipid catabolic process; sphingomyelin catabolic process. Lineage: Eukaryota; Metazoa; Chordata; Mammalia; Rodentia; Castoridae.
CGCAGCUUGAUGACGACAUUUCGGCGCCUGGUGGAGGAAUGGCGGCUUCCAGGUCUGAGGCGGGUAGUGCUGGCAGUCCCGCAGUGGUUUCCUAAAGCGAACAUUAUCGACUGUCCACGGGAGGCUGCUAUGGCGUUUCCACACUUGCAGCAGCCCAGCUUCCUACUGGCUAGCCUCAAAGCUGACUCUAUAAAUAAGCCCUUUGCACAGCGCUGCCAAGACUUGGUAAAAGUCAUUGAGGAUUUUCCAGCAAAGGAGCUGCACACCAUCUUCCCAUGGUUGGUAGAGAGUAUCUUCGGCAGCCUGGAUGGUGUUCUCGUUGGCUGGAACCUCCGCUGCCUACAGGGGCGUGUGAAUCCUGUGGAGUAUGGCAUCGCAAUGGAAUUUCUAGACCCAGGUGGCCCAAUGAUGAAGUUAGUGUAUAAACUUCAAGCUGAAGACUAUAAAUUUGACUUUCCUGUUUCCUACCUCCCUGGCCCUGUGAAGGCAUCUAUCCAAGAGCGUGUGCUCCCUGACAGCCCUUUGUACCACAACAAAGUCCAGUUUCCCCCCAGUGGGGGCCUUGGCCUAAACCUAGCCCUUAAUCCAUUCGAGUAUUACAUAUUCUUCUUUGCCUUGAGCCUCAUCACUCAAAAGCCACUGCCUGUGUCCUUCCAUGUCCGUACUUCAGACUGUGCGUAUUUCAUCCUGGUGGACAGGUACUUGUCAUGGUUCCUGCCCACCGAAGGCAGUGUGCCCCCACCAUUCUCCUCCAGUCCAGGGGGAGCCAGCCCCUCACCAGCUCCCAGGACACCAGCCAUGCCAUUUGCCUCUUAUGGUCUUCAUCACACUAGCCUCCUGAAGCGACACAUCUCUCAUCAGACAUCUGUGAACGCAGACCCCGCCUCCCAUGAAAUCUGGAGGUCGGAAACUCUCCUUCAGGUUUUUGUUGAAAUGUGGCUUCAUCAUUAUUCCUUGGAGAUGUACCAAAAAAUGCAGUCCCCUCAUGCCAAGUUGGAGGUUCUGCACUACCGACUCAGUGUUUCCAGCGCCCUCCACAGCCCUGCCCAACCCAGCCUCCAGGCCCUCCACGCCUACCAAGAGUCAUUUGCACCCACGGAGGAACAUGUGCUAGUGGUUCGCCUGCUGUUGAAGCAUUUGCAUGCUUUUGCCAACAGCCUGAAGCCAGAGCAGACCUCACCCUCUGCCCAUUCCCAUGCCACCAGCCCCCUGGAGGAGUUCAAACGGGCUGCUGUACCACGGUUUGUCCAGCAGAAGCUGUACGUGUUCCUGCAGCACUGUUUCGGCCACUGGCCCCUGGAUGCAUCCUUCAGAGCUGUCCUGGAGAUGUGGCUGAGCUACCUGCAGCCAUGGAGAUAUGCACCUGAGAAGCAGGCUCAGAGCAGUGAUUCCCAGCCCCGGUGCGUGUCGGAGAAAUGGGCACCCUUCGUCCAGGAGAACCUGCUGAUGUACACCAAGCUGUUUGUGGGCUUCCUGAACCGGGCACUUCGCACAGAUCUGGUCAGCCCUAAAAAUGCGCUUAUGGUGUUCCGAGUGGCUAAAGUAUUUGCCCAGCCCAACUUGGCAGAAAUGAUCCAGAAAGGUGAGCAGCUAUUUCUGGAGCCAGAACUUGUCAUUCCCCACCGUCAGCACCGGCUCUUCCCAGCUCCCACAGUCACUGGCAGCUUCCUGUCACCAUGGCCACCAGCUGUCACUGAUGCUUCAUUCAAGGUGAAGAGCCACGUCUACAGCCUGGAGGGCCAGGACUGCAAGUACAUCCCAAUGUUUGGGCCUGAGGUCCGGACCCUGGUCUUGCGCCUAGCUCAGCUCAUCACACAGGCCAAGCAGACCGCCAAGUCCAUCUCUGACCAGUGUGUGGAGAGCCCUUCUGGCCGCUCUUUCUUGUCAUGGUCAUGGUUGGGCUUCUGCCCCACAGAUCCAAAUGGCUGCUAUCCAGCCAAUGACCUCGAUGAAAUGGGCCAGGACAGCGUCCGCAAGACAGAUGAGUAUCUGGAGAAGGCCCUGGAAUACCUGCGCCAGAUAUUCCGACUCAGCGAAUCCCAGCUUGCCCAGCUCACACUCGCCCUAGGAAACACACAGGAUGAGAAUGGGAAGAAGCAGCUCCCAGACUGCAUUGUGGGGGAGGAUGGACUUAUUCUCACGCCUCUGGGCCGCUACCAGAUCAUCAAUGGGCUUCGAAGGUUUGAAAUCGAGUAUCAGGGGGAUUCAGAGCUACAGCCCAUCCGCAGCUACGAGAUUGCCAGUCUGGUCCGCGUGCUCUUCCGGCUGUCAUCUGCCAUUAAUCACAGAUUUGCAGGCCAGAUGGUAGCUCUGUGUUCCCGGGAUGACUUCCUUGGCAGCUUCUGUCGCUAUCACCUCACUGAGCCUGCUCUGGCCAACAGACAUCUGCUAAGCCCCGUGGGGCGGAGGCAGGCUAGCCAUGCCCGGGGCCCCAGGCUCAGCCUGCGCUUCCUGGGCAGCUACCGGACGCUGCUCUCACUCCUGCUGGCCUUCUUUGUGGCCUCUCUGUUCCGCAUUGGGCCCCUGCCCUGCUCCGUGCUCCUCAUCCUGGUCUACCUCCUCUAUGCCAUGGCCAUGACACUGCUCACUGAGCGGGGGAAGCUGCACCAGCUGUAACAUUCAGCCACUGUCUUCAGCGCAGACUGGUGGAAUUUGCUUCCUACUCCCUUCCCUGGACCUGAGAGACUCUGGCAGGCUAUUUCCAAGCCAGAGCAGCAUCAUCUUUGGGGUUCUUGGGAGUGUUUUCCUGCAAUAGUGGAGUGACCCACAAGAAACUGAAAUGAAGAGGAAGAGUGGUCCAGGCUUGGCAUGGAAAGGAUGGUGUCAGAGGAUUCAUGAGCCAUCUGAUAAGCAGAGCUGACCAGAGGCCCCUCCCUCCAUCAGCCCAAGACCCCACAAGCAGCAGAGCUACUUCUUUAGGACUUUGUAACCAUUGUCCUCUGGGGAGCUGACCCAGCCUUAACCUCUCCCCUCUGGAAAUGACAUUUCCUCUUCCUCUAAAAUACCAGGACACUCAGCAUCCACUCCAGUAAAGAAUCAAAGUUUCUGAAAGAUACCUGAAAAAAACAAAUAAUGGUUCGCCUGAUUCACAACUUUAAAGCUAGAUUUUGCCAUAACGUUUGGUAAAGCAAGGAUCGGUCUCUGUUCUCCAGGCUAGUUGGAGGCUGGGGUGUAGAAUUCCACUUUUGAGUUCCAGGAAGACCUCAGAGCACAGGUGUGAUAGGACAGUGUUACCUCAGGCCCUCAAGCCGUCACGUAUGCCCUUGCAGAAUCGUGGCAUACUGGUCUUCAGCAGGUAUGGCUACUAAGGGAUCCACGAAGACAGAUCCUGCCAUCUUCUGUCUAUAACCAAAGAUGGUCAGAAGCGUCAUUUAUACCUUCAAUAAAAUC